Messenger RNA from Wickerhamiella sorbophila, 1434 nucleotides. Its product is annotated as Serine/threonine-protein kinase BRSK1. Gene Ontology annotation, biological process: protein phosphorylation. NCBI's taxonomy places the organism in Eukaryota, Fungi, Ascomycota, Dipodascomycetes, Dipodascales, Trichomonascaceae. Gene Ontology annotation, cellular component: cytoplasm. Bases 1 to 1434 code for a protein of 477 amino acids. Gene Ontology annotation, molecular function: protein serine/threonine kinase activity; ATP binding. The record is from RefSeq and is a predicted model, not a curated record. The transcript has a single exon.
AUGGUCCAGGAGGACAUUGACUUUGAGCUUGUUCCAGAGCUUAAGCUGGAUCACAGGCUGUUAGAUCGCAGAAAUGAUGAUGGCGCGCUUAAAGUACCAAAACGCAGCGCCUCCGUGUCGGUGGCGUCCCCCAGUCUACCCUUUGGCCGGCGCCCUUCAGCGCCUUCGGGCCCAUCUUCCCCGGCUGGUGCAUUCCUGAGCAGGAUCAAUUCGAAGCUCACGGGUUUGUCGGAGUCGCCGCCUGAUUUUGGAGUCGGGGUUUACAAAUGGGGUAAAGUUCUGGGGACAGGCGGCUCCUCGUUGGUGCGGGAAGCCUUUGCAGAGGGCGGCAGGGUAUGUGCGGUCAAAAUCAUCAGCAAGAAUACCGUGUCCGAAGAGGAUAUAGCACACGAGCUGGCUGUGUGGUCUAAUCUUCACCACCCCAAUAUUUUGGAACUCUUGGAUCACUACGAAACCACUAAAUCUGUUUAUCUCAUCACCGAGUGUAUGACGCUCGGCUCUCUUCAUGAUUACCUGAAAAAGACUCGAGCAUUCAAUCCAAAGCCUCUGGCAAUCUACGCAAGGUACCUCAGAGACCUUGCUUCUGCGCUCAAGUACUUGCACUGCGAGCAGGAGGUUGUCCAUCGUGAUGUCAAACUCGAGAACUGUUUGAUUCACCCGGAGAGGGGCGUUUUACUUUGUGACUUUGGCCUAGCAGAACCUAUCGGUGAAAACAUCAUGAAACUUCAACUCGACCAUCUUAUCGGUCCGGGUCCUACCUCUACUUUUCUUUAUUCCUUACCUCCUUCACGGCGUGCAUCGGUGGUCGGAUCCCAGCCUGUGAUGGGCAGCGCAACAAUAAGCCCAUCGUCCAUUGGCCGUGAACCAGCGGUAUUUUCAGGCGGAAAUUCCCGACGAGCAUCUAUCUCGAAUUCGCAGCCUGGGUCUCAAAUCGGCUCCGUCACAUCCUUGGCCUCUUUCGGCACGUUAUCUCGCCAGUCCUCUCUAUCGCAUGUAUCAAGCAGGUUAGGCGGCUCUUUGCCGUACGCCGCUCCAGAGCUGCUUGACGAGUCAUUACUGCCAGAUGAGAUUAGCGCGGCAGUUGAUAUUUGGGCGUUCGGUGUGUGCACUUAUACUUUGUUUGCGUCGCAGCUGCCGUGGUCUUACCCAUUCAGCCCGAGACUUCGCUCAAUGAUUCUGACAACAAACUACGACGUCUCACCUCUGGAGGAAGUUGUUAGGCCGUUGGUCGCCAGCUGUCUCAAGCGCGACUAUACGGCCCGUCCGGGAAUCGAAGAAGUUUACGACCGAGCGGAGAAUUUGGUCGACUUCUUCGAGGCCGAAAUCAAGUCGGAGUUCAAACCAUCAUAUGAUCUUAGAGGUACUGAAACGCCUCGUGGCUCCAUGGACGCUGGAAGCGAAGUCCUGCAGACACCUUUCCUGAAUGUUACCUAA